Humulus lupulus (European hop) is the source of this 1789-nucleotide messenger RNA. Its product is annotated as cytochrome P450 89A2-like. The coding region runs from base 63 to 1598 and encodes 511 amino acids. The transcript has a single exon. Gene Ontology annotation, molecular function: iron ion binding; oxidoreductase activity, acting on paired donors, with incorporation or reduction of molecular oxygen, NAD(P)H as one donor, and incorporation of one atom of oxygen; heme binding. Gene Ontology annotation, cellular component: membrane. The record is from RefSeq and is a predicted model, not a curated record. NCBI's taxonomy places the organism in Eukaryota, Viridiplantae, Streptophyta, Magnoliopsida, Rosales, Cannabaceae.
UUAUUUGGCUACUUGGGAGAGUGAAACUAACACCGCACACCAAAUCAGAGCAAAACAAAUCAAUGGAAGUCAGUGGCGGUGGUUGGUGGUGGCUCAGCCUCAUCAUUAUCCCUCUCUUCCUUCUCAAAUUCAUUUCCAGAAGAAGCCCAACCCUCCCUCCGGGACCCUUCAUCCUUCCCAUAAUCGGCACCAUCUUAUCCCUCCGCACAUCCAUCUCCGACCUCGAGCUCAUCCUCCGCAACCUCCACGUCAAGUACGGCCCCAUUGUCUCUCUCCGCAUCGGCUCCCGCCCCGCUGUAUUCAUCGCCGACCAUCACCUUGCCCACCAAGCCCUCAUCCACAACGGCGCCAUAUUCGCUGACCGCCCUUCCGCUCUCUCCACCACAAAAAUCUUCAACAGCAACCAGCUUAACAUCAGCUCCGUCAGGUACGGCCCAACCUGGCGCCUCCUCCGCCGCAACAUCACUUCCGAGAUCCUCCACCCUUCGCGGGUCAAGUCCUAUUCCCGCGCUCGCAAAUGGGUUCUCGAUAUUCUCCUCAAACGCCUGGAAUCCGAUGCUCAAAGCGCCGCCGAUGGUGUCCGCGUAAUGGAUCACUUCGUGUACGCCGUGUUUUGCCUCUUGGUCUUGAUGUGCUUCGGUGACAAGCUUGAGGAGUCGAAGAUCAAAGAAAUCGAGACCGUCCAACGUCGAAUGCUGCUGUCCUUCUCACGCUUCAACAUACACUAUUUCUGGCCCUGUCUGGCCAAAACUCUUUUCAGAAAGCGGUGGCGGGAGUUCUUGCAGCUCCGCCAUGACCAACGUGAGGUUUUGGUGCCCCUCAUCAAUUCCCGGAAGAAGGUUGAGGAAGCCAAGGUUUCUACCUGUGAUGAUGAUGAUGAUUUCGUGCUUUGCUAUGUGGAUACUUUACUGGGUCUGGAGCUACCAGAGGAGAAGAGGAAGCUUGAAAUCGGGGAUAUGGUGAGCUUGAGCUCCGAGUUUCUGAACGCUGGCACUGAUACCACCUCCACGGCACUGCAGUGGAUCAUGGCCAAUUUAGUGAAACAUCCCCAGAUUCAGGGAAAGCUGUAUGAGGAGAUAAAAGGGGUAGUAGGAAAUGAUGAUGGAAGAAGAGUGGAGAUUGAAGAAGAGGAUUUGCAGAAGAUGCCUUAUUUGAAAGCUUUGAUUUUAGAAGGGCUGAGGCGCCACCCGCCGUCGCACUUUGUGGUGCCGCACGCAGUGAGUGAGGAUGUUGUGGUGGGUGGACACGUGGUGCCGAAGAAGGGAAGCGUUAACUUCAUGGUGGCGGAGAUGGGAUGGGACCCCAAGGUGUGGGAGGAUCCCAUGGCGUUCAAGCCGGAGAGGUUUCUGGUUGGUGAUGAUAGUAAGGUUGAGUUUGAUAUAACUGGGAAUAGGGAGAUAAAGAUGAUGCCUUUUGGUGCAGGGAGGAGGAUAUGCCCUGCCUACGGUCUGGCCAUGCUUCAUUUGGAGUAUUUUGUGGCCAAUUUGGUUUGGAAGUUUGAGUGGAAUAAGGUUGGUGAAGUUGAUUUGUCCGAGGCACAGGAGUUCACCGUCGUCAUGAAAAAUCCAUUGCAUGCGCGCUUGACUCCCAGGCACUAGACUAGACCUUGUUAACUAUCUAUAUAUCUACUUGGUUUAAUUGUGUGUCUCUCGAGUUAAGUCAAAUGAUCAACUGAUUUAUAAAAAAUUUUAGGAUUAUGACUUUUGAAGUGCGGAAAUAGAAAAAUGAUGUAAUGCAAAAAAAAAAAAAAAUGCAUUAUAAUUGCUCUCAAUAUAUAUUUCUUUUUAUA